AUGAUCAAUGCUUUUCGCAAGCAUGGAAUGAAAGUGACCUGGGUCAACUGGGGCCUUACAAACUAUGAUCUGCUCACCAUCCCGCCAGCUUUCAAGUCAGGCUUCUCUGGCGGCUCGGAUCUGGCCAAUGAGACUUUUGGCUCUGACAUGGGUACUAUUCAAGAAAAUGGAACUACUAUCGAGGUGGGCCAGAAGCUCAUGCGUGGAGCUUGGAAUGCUGAACCUUGGGGUGUUUUAGGGACUAUGAAGGACGAAGGCCUCGCUGCUGGUACAGACUUCCUCUUCCACAAGAAUCGCCUCAGUGGUCUUUGGGGACCUCAGACUCCGUAUGGGCAGUGGUUACAAGAGAACGAGAUUACGACAAUCUUCUUCGGCGGCGUUAACGCUGACCAAUGUGUCUGGAGCACUUUUAUUGACGCAUACUUCAAAGGCAAAGCUCCCAGUCCCGUAUCUCAUCUUGAAGAGACCAGUCUAAUAAUACUUGCAUAUCUAGGCUAUGAUGUCGUCUAUGUCGAUGAUAUCAGUGCGACGACUAGUCCAGAAUAUGCUAGUGACAUGGUCCGUUACAAUGCUAACGGGGACGGGAAUAGCACUUCGAUCAUUGCUGCAUUAGACUCGUCCGCUUGCAAGACGAACUCUACAUAG
This is a messenger RNA of Phaeoacremonium minimum UCRPA7, 645 nucleotides long. Its product is annotated as putative isochorismatase hydrolase protein. Lineage: Eukaryota; Fungi; Ascomycota; Sordariomycetes; Togniniales; Togniniaceae. The transcript is spliced from 2 exons. Bases 1 to 645 code for a protein of 214 amino acids. The record is from RefSeq and is a predicted model, not a curated record.